AUGGAUCAGGAGAAGCUCAAGCGCAUGCAGGCGCAGGUGCGAAUUGACCGCGAAACGACUAACUUCAAGGGUAGGCUUGUCCACGAGGAGGGAUACUCACUGUUGGUUUUUUUAUCCAGAGGCAAAGGCACACCGCGAAGAAAGACCAAGAAGGUUCACAAAUCCUCCGGCACCGACGACAAGAAACUGCAGACUUCACUGAAAAAGCUGAAUGUACAGCCCAUCCAGGCGAUCGAGGAGGUGAACAUGUUCAAGGAAGAUGGAAAUGUGAUACAUUUUGCUGCACCAAAGGUCCACGCAUCUGUCCCCUCCAAUACGUUUGCCAUCUACGGCAACGGCGAGGACAAGGAAUUGACAGAACUGGUACCGGGAAUCCUGAACCAGCUGGGCCCGGACUCGCUGGCGUCGUUACGCCGUCUCGCUGAGUCAUAUCAGAGCUUGCAAAAGAAAGAAGGCGGAGAGAAGAAAGAAGGUGACGACGACGAUGACGAGAUACCAGAUCUUGUCGAGGGUGAGAACUUUGAGGGCAAAGUCGAGUAA
This is a messenger RNA of Rhinocladiella mackenziei CBS 650.93, 540 nucleotides long. RefSeq names its product nascent polypeptide-associated complex subunit beta. The transcript is spliced from 4 exons. Lineage: Eukaryota; Fungi; Ascomycota; Eurotiomycetes; Chaetothyriales; Herpotrichiellaceae. Gene Ontology annotation, cellular component: cytosol; nascent polypeptide-associated complex. The record is from RefSeq and is a predicted model, not a curated record. The coding region runs from base 1 to 540 and encodes 179 amino acids.